CAUCUUCUUGUCACCGAAGCCACGGCCGCCGCCGCCGUGAGUUCAUGCAUAUAUAUGUACUCACACACCUAUUAAAACACAUACGCGCGCACGCACGGACUAGAAUCAAGGGGGGAAUUAAGCAACUCAUUUCUGAAGUGUCCAAGUAGGAGAAUAAAAGUGUGUUUCAAGCAGGAAGAUACAACUUGACAUUCUGGCUUGGAAGGGUUAAUUUUCACUUAGAUGUCAGUGACGCCUCCUACAGCUUGCAAUGACGUAGCCUACAUCGAAUGACGUGAGGGGUACACUGCAGCCGUUGCUAUGCCUACGUACUCAAUUCUAUGCUGUAUAGCCAAGAAUAAAGAGAAAGUGAAAUCCCCGACACCGAGGGAGAAGUUUGACAUCCUUGGGUAUCAACCGAUCUUGGAGGAUGAGGACAGAGACCUCGUUUUCAAUUCAGGACGAAUCAUAUUCGAAGAGAAACACCUAGAGAUGAAAGGAGUGCCUUUUCUUAUGGAAUUUUUUAAGACCUUCCCGGAACAUCAAAAAUAUUUCAAAGCCUUUAAAAACACACCUUACCAGGACUUAAAAUCACUUCCGGUGGCAGAGAAUCAUGGGAGAAAGGUGAUGGAUGAGGUGAAGUUUCUAGUGAACAAUAUCAACGACCCAAUUCAAAUGAAGGAGAGUAUUUGGAACUUGACUUUCAGCCAUCGGAAUAGAAAAGUGAGGACUGCUCAAAUGAAGGACAUGAUUUUCGCCUUUGUUGAUUUUGUAAAGGCGGAGCUUGGAGAUGAAUUCACUGCCGAAAUGGAGGUAUCCUGGAAAAAAUUUAUCGCGUUCAUCAUGGCCAUUGUUGAAGACGAGGAGUCCAAAGCGAACACAACGGCCAGGAAUACGAUGGAAGAGACCAGCGCCCUGGAUAUUUCUAACUACAAUGUGAACAAGGUGUGACCCACUGUCGUCUGCUGCCUUUUAACUGCUUCUUGGACGUUUAUGUGUCGAGCUGAAAGAGGGGAAGAAAAAAAAACGUUUUUGAGCUCGUGACAUUGAAGAAUGAUGCGCAUGCGUGAAUGUUUGGACGGCUAUUUCCGCUGUCAAUACUAUAUAUGGAUUUCACUCAUCCUUGCAGACGCGAACAUGCUGUUGUUAGUAAAGCAUAUGUCGUAAAAUUGGUGAUUCAUAGUCAUACUAGAAACUUCAUGUAUAAACAUAGAUCCAGUGACAACUUUGUAUAUUAUUAAACUUUACUUCAAUGAUUGUGUGCUUUUUGAAGAAAGGUGUAAGUGGUUUAAACAAGAAACAGCAGGUAGUGUUGGUGAUGUCAAUAACAAGAGUGGGCUAAACUAACAAAUUAAAAAAUCAACUAAAUACUUUUCCUUUUCUUUCACUUUAUCCAAACUUAUGUUUCUGCCGUCUUUUUGUUCUAGUUAGACGUCUAGUGGCUCUUAUUCCCAUCAACAAAUAUAGACACACAUCAUUGUUUCUAUACUAUAUAUCUAUCAGCUGAUCUACUUGGCUAAAAAUAACUUUGAUAAUAUGACUCUGGAAUGUUUUGAUUGGUAUUUGUGAGGAAGUAUGUUCAAUGUUAAUUAUAAGAUGUUGGUACAAAUGACGUCUUUUUAAUGUCUUUUUUUUUAUCAUUUUAACCAUCGCUCUGUAUGAUGCAGUAGAGCAUAAGUUCAUUUCAGUCAAAGAAAUUCAUUUCAAAUGUAAGCUUUGUCAGAUACUGCUGUUGUUGAACUGUUUUCUUUUUUUUUUCUCUAAGCAAUUCAUCCAAAUAUUUACAAAAAGGAAAUAAAAGAAAAGAUAUGUG
This is a messenger RNA of Biomphalaria glabrata, 1792 nucleotides long. RefSeq names its product globin-like. The transcript is spliced from 6 exons. Lineage: Eukaryota; Metazoa; Mollusca; Gastropoda; Planorbidae. Bases 301 to 930 code for a protein of 209 amino acids. Gene Ontology annotation, molecular function: heme binding; oxygen binding. The record is from RefSeq and is a predicted model, not a curated record.